AUGGCUUCUCCCGAGGAUACGUACCGCUUUAGGAGCAAUUCCAAACACAGUUCCCGUAACUCCCCGAACUCUGACCUUGCAGCCCAAGUUGAGGGUCAAAGUGAUAAGACCGAGGAUGCCAACAUUGUGGUCAAGAGAAAGAGUGCUACACUGCACGACCAGAGUUCUCCAACCGUCUAUGGGGAGGGUAUCCAGGGCCUCCCGGGAAAACUGAUGGCAGAAGGCGACGAAGGCACUAGUGUAAAACCCAGCCCAAGAGAGCAUCUCAACCCGGGCCAAAGACCUGCCAGGGUCGUCACCUUCUCUGCUCCUCAGAACAAGCAGCUGGUAGCCCCCGAGGUUAGAGUGAAGGAAAAGAUAGCGAUAGAGGUCAACAGCUCUGGUAACAGGCGGGUGAUUAUUGAUCCGCUGGAGAAAACCUGUCAGAAGCCACCUAGCGACCAAAGGGUGGUCAUUUUUGAAAAAGGCUCUCCACCCCUAACAUUUCUAGACAAAUGUGACCCUUACUCAGAAAUGCAAAAGUAUCAAGAAAGGGAGGCCAUGGCUGAGCACCCCUACUCAGCAAGUUACCUGCCUGGUAUGGAAGAGCUAUCUGCAUUGGAAUUCCCUCAGGAGGAGCCAAUCUCCCUGGGUCUCUCAUUAGUUCCCAAGCCUUCACCCUUCCCCGCUGACUGUGUCCUGGACCAGUCUUAUUUGUACAGGGAUCCCUGGCAGGCCUACACCAGCUACUGGAGCAGUAGCCCCCAGCCUUCCUACUAUCCUUCCGUGGGCCCCGGCAGUGACGGCACAUCCCAGGCUGGGAGGGGCAGCCACAGCUUCUUUAGCAGUUAUUCCUCCAGCUCAGAAAUGUACUUCCAAAACUGGCCCAGAGACUGGAACGCAUUAGAGGAAGGUUGGUCCCAGAACUUUCACUCCUAUCAGUUCCCUAGAAGUCUAGAAGCCCAGGAGCCAACCGUCCAAGAGGAGACCGUGUCAUCAUAUCCUUUUGGAGGGUACACGUCUCCCUUCUGGCCGAGGAGCCACUGGAGUCGAGGCCUCGAUCAGGGUUUCAUUGAUACCCACUGUCACUUGGACAUUCUGUACUCCAAGCUGUCUUUCAAAGGGACCUUUAGCAAGUUCACAGAAAUGUAUAACUACUCCUUCCCUAAGGAGUUCCAGGGCUGCAUCUCCGAUUUCUGUGAUCCUCGCGCACUAAGGGAUGGCCUGUGGGAAGAGCUGCUGAAAGAUGAUCUGGUUUGGGGGGCCUUCGGCUGUCACCCCCAUUUUGCACGUUACUACAAUGACACUCAAGAAAGAAAGCUGCUGCAGGCCCUACGGCACCCCAAGGCCAUAGCGUUUGGAGAAAUGGGCUUGGAUUACUCUUACAAGUGCACCACACCUGUCCCACAGCAGCACAAAGUGUUCGAGAGACAGCUGCAGUUGGCCGUGUCCCUGAAGAAGCCCUUGGUGAUCCACUGCCGAGAAGCUGACGAAGAUCUGCUGGGGAUCUUGAAAAGAAGGGUGCCCCCUGACUACAAGAUCCACAGGCACUGCUUCACGGGCGAAUACUCCGUCCUCGAGCCCCUCCUGAAGUAUUUUCCCAACAUGUCUGUGGGGUUCACAGCGGUCCUGACCUACUCCUCCGCCUGGGAGACCCGGGAUGCUCUGAGAAUGAUCCCGCUAGACAGAAUCGUCGUGGAAACCGAUGCGCCCUACUUCCUGCCUCGUGGGGUUCCCAAAAGCGUUUGCCAGUAUACCCACCCGGGCCUGGCCCUAUAUACGGUUCGCGAGAUUGCCAGAAUCAAAGGUCAGCCGCUCGCCCGCACCCUGGCCAUCUUGCGUGAGAACACUAACUACCUCUACAAUCUUUAA
Messenger RNA from Ailuropoda melanoleuca (giant panda), 1851 nucleotides. RefSeq names its product putative deoxyribonuclease TATDN2. The transcript has a single exon. The record is from RefSeq and is a predicted model, not a curated record. Lineage: Eukaryota; Metazoa; Chordata; Mammalia; Carnivora; Ursidae. The coding region runs from base 1 to 1851 and encodes 616 amino acids. Gene Ontology annotation, molecular function: hydrolase activity, acting on ester bonds.